This is a messenger RNA of Prunus persica (peach), 937 nucleotides long. RefSeq lists its product as uncharacterized. The record is from RefSeq and is a predicted model, not a curated record. Lineage: Eukaryota; Viridiplantae; Streptophyta; Magnoliopsida; Rosales; Rosaceae. The coding region runs from base 279 to 839 and encodes 186 amino acids. The transcript has 2 exons.
UAUUCGUUUGCAGAAAGUACUAGGUCUAUAAUUGCACCUUUUCUUUCGGUUAAAAGUUGUAUUCCUCAGCUGCCAGUUAUAUCUUUCCAGAUAAGCCAUUUAGAAGCCCUUUCGGCGUUUCCUGCAUCAAGUCCCUUAAACACCUCUCCUUGUCAUUUGUAAACAUAACCGGUGAACUUGUUGAGCACUUUCUAUCCAAUUGUGAACUCCUUGAGCAUCUUUGCGUUUCUUGCUCGGAUCAAUUAGUAACUUUGAAAGUUGCCGGUUUGUCACUCCGGAUGAAGUUCCUACAAAUAAGUGACUGUAUAUAUUUAGAAAAAAUUGAGAUUUGUGCUCCUAAUCUCGUGUCAUUUAUUUAUCACGGAAUGCUGGGUUUCUAUGACAGUAUUCGUUUGAGGCAUGCACCCUUGCUUGUAAAUGUAUCACUUGCAGAAAGUACUAGGUCUAUAGUUCCAACUUUUCCUCCGGUUAAAAGUUGUCUUCCUCAGCUGGUGACUCUCAAUCUCAACUUGCACAUGAAUCUGAAUAUGCUAAGAUGGGCACGAGUGCCAUGUCUGAGGAAUUUGCAGAAGGUUAAUAAAUGUCCUCAUCAGUGCCUUAAGGUGGUGAAAUUUUCUGGGUUCGUUGGGUCUAGUAUCGACACUGAGCUUGCCAUGUACUUCACUGAGAAUGCCGUUGCGCUUGAAACGUUUCUCGUCGAUCUCAGAAAGGUUGUCGUUGAAGAAUCCACUCUAUUGUCUGAAUUUGUUACAACCCAGAAACAAUUGAGGGCAGCAAGAAAGCGUGCUUUGCAGAUGGGUAAAAAACUACCUCCAGGAACUGAGUUAAUUGUUUUGUAAUUUCACUUGUUUAAUCCUCUUUGCUACAGACGUGAUACACUUUUUGCAGCAUGUAAUUUGCUACUAUUUAUUUCUGACAUUUUCCGAAAUUGAAAUAA